This is a messenger RNA of Linderina pennispora, 1699 nucleotides long. Its product is annotated as DUF1688-domain-containing protein. The record is from RefSeq and is a predicted model, not a curated record. Bases 243 to 1598 code for a protein of 451 amino acids. The transcript has a single exon. NCBI's taxonomy places the organism in Eukaryota, Fungi, Kickxellomycota, Kickxellomycetes, Kickxellales, Kickxellaceae.
CCUAUGAAUAGUAACCAGAAGAGAGCCACUACGUAUCCCCGUGCCCGCCGCUGCUCUUUCCGUGCAUGCACUACGCAGGAACACCGAGUCAUGCCCUGGUUUCUGCCAGACGUGGGGGUGUUUCGGGUUAUAAAAGACGAGCAGGGCAGCCCCUAGGGGUUUGAGCCGUCAGCAUUCAUUUCUCUUCAGCUGUCGCAUAUAUUCUACUCUUUCAGCACCCCCAAUCACCGAUUCUACCCACUAUGGCUGCUUCAGGAUCCAACAUCCUCACCUACCUCAAGUCGCUGGCGGCCGUGCGCGAGCGAUCGCAGAAGGUGUACCAGCACGCCGAGCACAGCAAUCUCCGCCACUUCUCGUUCGAUGCCAGCAAGAUCGAGUCGGUCGCCGACUACGUCAUCUCCCUGAUUGAGCGCGAUCACGGCAGCAUUGCCAAGGUGCCGACGCACGGCCGCUGGCGCUCCUACGUGGUUAAGGCCGACGCCGAGUCCCCACGCGAUCUGGUUGCCGAGCAUGUGGAUGCAUGGAAGGCCCAGGGCACCAGUGAGUCAGAGUGCACGCGUCGGAUCAUCGACCUGUUUGUCGUGUCGGUUCUGAUCGACGCUGGCGCUGGCAGCAGGUGGAAGUACAAGGACGCACUGGGUACUUUCGAGCGCACCGAGGGGCUGGGCUUGGCUGCAUUGCGGAUGUUCGAGAAGGGCGUAUUCUCAAGCUCCAAGGAGAACCCGUACCAGGCAGAUGCCGUUGCAUUGCAGAAGCUUACCGACAAGGAUCUGCUGGACGGAUUCCAGGUCUCAGACUCGAACCCACUAUUGGCCGGCGAGAACCGCGCGCAGCUGUUGCGCAGCCUCGGAGAUGCGUUGCAGCUGAGUCCGCAGUACUUUGCCAGUGCCGACAGCCAGGAUCUGGCUCGGCCCGGAUGCAUGCUUGACUAUCUGGUCAGGAACGCCGAUGCUGGCAGUGCUGUAUCGGUCGAGAAGAUCUGGGAGGUCAUCAUCGUCGGCUUCGAUCCGGUAUGGCCCAAGUCGCGCACACAGUUCAACGGCGUGUCGCUGGGCGACGUGUGGCUGUGCGACACCCUAGUGCCCGUGUACGAGGACGACAUUGGGAAUGUUUUGGCUAAAGGCAAAGUCGAGUCGCUCGACUGCCUGGUAGCCUUCCACAAGCUGUCGCAGUGGCUGACAUGGUCGCUGCUUGAGGUCGUUACCCGGCUCGGCAACCUGGCUGUCACAGAUACAGAGCUGCUAACCGGCCUGCCCGAGUACCGCAACGGCGGGGUCUUUGUCGACAUGGGCGUUCUGACGCUCAACCAGGACGACGUCGAUCGCGGGCUGCGCAAUGCCAAGGGCGGCAUCCCCCAGUUCGAAGGCAGCGACUACGUCAUCGUCGAGUGGCGCGCAAUGACGGUGGUGCUGCUCGACAAGGUCGCCGAGAUUAUCAAGGACAAGUCGGGGCUCACAGGCAGCAACGUGCCCACGAUGUUCCUGGGCCGGGUGCUGGAGGGCGGUACGUGGAAGGCGGGCCGGGAGAAGGCUGCUGAGCUGCGCCCGGCGACCAAGGAGCCGCCCAUCAACAUCAUAUCUGACGGCACGCUUUUCUGAAACUGUAAACACUAGCACUUGCAGCAUGUCUAUGUCUCAAUAUGCACCACCCGUCCAAGCCGACGGCUCAGGAGAUUCUUUGAUCGCGGGGAUCCGCGUCA